Oldenlandia corymbosa var. corymbosa is the source of this 2485-nucleotide messenger RNA. NCBI's taxonomy places the organism in Eukaryota, Viridiplantae, Streptophyta, Magnoliopsida, Gentianales, Rubiaceae. The record is from the annotation of a GenBank genome assembly.
UGAAACUGUCAAAAUAUCCAGUGUGACAACGCUGUUGAAUCUUCUUCACAUAACCAUCACAUCAAAAUGCAAAAAGAAUUUAAAUGCUUUGCAGAAAUUAGGUUUUAUUUUUUUAACGAAAUGAGGAACUGCAUCUUACUUAUAACUGGAACAUUUUAGAAGAGAAGAUGGACUAAUUUCACUUUGUUUUUUUUUUUUUUUUUCUUUUCUCACAAGGCACCAAAAAAAUGCUACUUCAAUGUUCAUCACUAUAUAUACGAGACAGAAUGGUUCAAUGAGUCAAGAAAAAUAUUGUCAAUAAGCUUAAAAACAAUUUCCGUUCCUCCCUCUGGAAAAGUCUCAACCAGAAAUAAUAUUUGGUGGUGAAUAAAUUAAAUACUCCCCACCACCACCACCACCACAAAUCAUCACCGUCUCUUCUCUAUUUUUUCUUCUCUUCUUUCUUUCCUUCUCCUCCUUGCGCCCUAAUAAUAACAGACUUUAAUACUACUACUACUACUACUACUAAUACAGCAAUAUCGUAUUUAAUUUUCUCAUGGCCAACUUUCUCAUUUCUUUUUAAACCCUCCUCAUCCCCCUCAUCAAGAGACUCCAACUCAAGACUCACCCUCUUAAGCGUUUUUGUUUUUUGUUUUUUGGUCAUAAACACACACACACACACACAGUCACACAGUAACAAGCACUCUUAAAUUAAUUUUCUCCCGAUGGGUGCUCAUCGGAAAUUCGAGCCGAUUUCUAAAUGUAGCCCGGAGGGACGGUCGAAUCAAACCGUCGCAGCCGAUUUAGACGGCACGAUUCUCAUCUCAAGAAGCUCAUUUCCUUACUUCUUGCUUGUGGCUUUAGAAGCCGGAAGCCUACUCCGGGCGUUACUUCUGCUAGCAUCCGUUCCGUUCGUAUAUUUCACAUACAUAUUCGUGUCGGAAACUCUAGCGGUCCAAACACUUAUAUUCAUCGCAUUCGCCGGGCUACGAGUUCGAGACAUCGAACUCGUUUCCCGGUCCGUGCUCCCGAAAUUCUACGCCGAGGACGUCAACCCGGAGACGUGGAAGGUUUUUAAUUCCUUCGGGAAAAGGUACAUUGUGACUGCGAAUCCGCGGAUCAUGGUGGAACAUUUUGCCAAGAAUUUCUUGGGGGUGGAUAAAGUACUUGGGACCGAACUGGAAGUUUCUAGAUUUGGGAGGGCUACUGGGUUCUUGAAGAAGCCAGGAGUUCUUGUCGGACAACAUAAGAGGGAUGCAAUUAUGAAGGAAUUUGGGACCCAACAACUGCCUGAUUUAGGCCUAGGCGAUAGAGAGACCGACCAUGAUUUCAUGUCCAUUUGCAAGGAAGGAUACAUGGUGCCAAGAACAAAACGGAAUCCGCUGCCAAGAAACAAAUUGCUAAGCCCAGUCAUAUUUCAUGAAGGCCGCUUAGUACAGAGGCCGACCCCACUGGUUGCCCUGUUGACUUUCCUAUGGAUGCCGGUCGGAAUCGUGCUCUCCCUCCUCCGUGUCUACUUAAACAUUCCCUUGCCGGAAAGAAUCGUCCGGUACAACUACAUGAUCCUCGGCAUCAAACUCGUAGUCAAAGGAAACCCGCCUCCGCCACCCAAGAACGGCCAGAGCGGCGUGUUAUUCGUCUGCAACCACCGCGCCGUGCUGGACCCCGUCGUCACCGCGGUGGCGCUGGGGAGGAAAAUCAGCUGCGUGACUUACAGCAUUAGCAAAUUCUCCGAGAUGAUCUCGCCGAUCAAAGCCGUGGCGUUGUCCCGGGAGAGGGAAAAAGAUGCCGAGAACAUCAAACGGUUGCUCCAGGAAGGGGAUUUAGUGAUUUGCCCGGAAGGGACGACUUGCCGGGAGCCGUUCUUGUUGAGAUUCAGCGCGCUGUUUGCUGAAUUGACGGACAGGAUCGUGCCGGUGGCGAUCAACACGAAGCAGAGCGUGUUUUACGGGACCACCGUACGCGGGUACAAGAUGUUGGACCCGUAUUUCGUGUUCAUGAACCCGAGGCCCACGUACGAGAUCACGUUCUUGAAUCAGCUCCCGCCAGAGCUGACGUGUAAGGCCGGAGGGAAAUCGGCGAUUGAGGUGGCGAAUUAUAUCCAGAGGGUGAUCGCGGAUACGCUGGGAUACGAGUGUACGAAUUUGACCCGGAAAGAUAAGUAUGCGAUGAUGGCCGGAACCGAUGGGCGGGUAGUUGAUCGGAAGAAGAAUCCGGACAAGGAUGAUAUGAAGACUAAAUAAUCAUUUUUAGUGAUGAAUUAAUGGAUUUUAUUAAUCAGUCAAUGCUGUUUGUUAGAAAAAUGUGGGGAAAUGUGUUUGUGAUUUUACUAUUUUUUUGGUAUCAAAAUUAAUGAUGCAAAUAAUUGUUGAUUGUUACAAUGAUAUUGGUGUAGUAGUACUGAAUUUGUUAAGUUCAAUGUAUAUGCAUUUCGGUUAAGCCUCCAAUUUGCUACCCCCGUUUUCCCAUCAACACUCUUUAAUACUACUAAUUGUCUUUAAUACGC